CGCUGUAUAUGUUGUUCGUGUGACGUUAUUGUUUACAACGUAGCUGUUUGUAUCAUCAGCUGAUUAACGCAACAUAAAACACGAGGUCUAUUCAAAAGGUGUAAUAGUCGUGAUAAAAUGCACAAGAUGGUAAAAAACGCGUCACAAGCUCUUGACGUGAACUUGGCGUGUCGUCGGAAACCACAAAACCUUAUCAGUUUACAAGAGGGAUUAGCUGAAGGUCAGCUGACCCCAGUGUACUCCACCACUGACAGGAGCCUGGAGUAAAAUGGAGACUACCUGCUGGGAUGUAAUGUUUGCGAUCCUCCUUGUGUGGCUGUAUGCAGUGAUGGGGCUCAUCAUGUUCCCUGCGAUGUUUGGUGUCUCACUGGGCUUCAGUGAUGUCUACAUUAGAGUGCUUGUCAACACACUGAAGUGGGCCACCAAGAGGAUUCAGAGAGGGCAAAAGGAACAGCUUGAACUGCCAGCAUAUCUCCCCAAUGGAAUUAUCCAGAGGAACGAUGGCUCUAUGGAAGAAGAGAUUGGAGACCUGCGUCGUUCUCAUCCAAAAACUCUCAACGGUGGGGACUUUACACUCUCUGAUGUCUUUUAUUUUUGCAAGAAGGGUGUUGAGUGCAUCGUGGAGGACGAAGUCACUCAGCGAUUCACAUCCGAAGAGCUGGCUUCCUGGAACCUUCUGACUCGCACCAACAACAACUUCCACUUUAUUAGUGUGCGACUCACCAUCAUAUGGGGUCUGGGAGUAUUCAUCCGCUAUUGCAUUCUCCUUCCACUCAGGGUUACCUUGGCUGUUAUUGGACUGAGUUGGCUAGUGAUUGGCACAUCGCUUGUAGGUCUGCUACCCAGCAGCAGUGUGAAAGACUGGAUCAGUGAUCUGAUUCACAUUACGUGCUACAGGAUCUGUGCUAGAGGACUUUCAGCUACCAUCCACUACCACAAUAAAGAAAAUCGCCCAAAGAAAGGGGGAAUUUGUGUAGCAAACCACACCUCUCCGAUCGACAUUGUCAUUUUGGCGAAUGAUGGAUGUUAUGCCAUGGUGGGUCAGGUUCAUGGCGGAAUGAUGGGGGUCAUCCAAAGGGCGAUGGCACGAUCCUGCCCACACGUGUGGUUUGAGAGGUCAGAGAUGAAGGAUCGACAUGCAGUGGCCAAAAGGUUGAGAAAUCAUGUUGCUGACAAAACCAAGCUGCCUAUUCUUAUCUUCCCGGAAGGAACUUGCAUCAAUAACACCUCUGUCAUGAUGUUCAAAAAGGGGAGUUUUGAAAUCGGAGGGACAAUUUAUCCUGUAGCAAUUAAGUAUGACCCCCAGUUUGGAGAUGCUUUCUGGAACAGUGCAAAGUACAACAUGGUGAGCUACCUCCUGAGGAUGAUGACCAGCUGGGCCAUAGUAUGCAACGUCUGGUACCUUCCACCUAUGAAUCUACAGGAUGGAGAGGACGCUGUACAAUUCGCCAACAGAGUGAAAUCAGCUAUAGCACUACAGGGGGGACUGGUGGAUCUAUUCUGGGAUGGAGGCUUGAAGCGAGAGAAGGUAAAGCAGUCGUUUAAAGAGGAGCAACAGAAAAUGUACAGCAGUAUGAUUGUGGGUCAAGACUGAAAGCCAAACGUCCAUGUUUUCUCUUUGUUCUUCUGGACUCUGAGUGAACGGAGUUGACAGAUAGAAUCACUGUCAAUAGACCUUUUAUAGACUCUACAGUAUGAACAAAUCAGGUUAAUUCUGUGUCUACUAUAUUUUUAAAAGACUCACAAGCAUAAAACACACAUAGACUUGCAUAUAGUUGCUCCAGUUAGCAGCAAUUUACACUGGACUUUUUGAUCAUCAAACAAGUUGAGUUAUUGCUUUAACCUUUUUUGUAGAUGCAGACAUUCAGUGGAAACUACUUCACAAAUGCUUGGAUUUUCCAAUGGGCACUUUGUGUAGUGCCUUUAUGAUUAAACAGUGAUUU
Molecule: messenger RNA, 1943 nt
Organism: Tachysurus vachellii
Lineage: Eukaryota; Metazoa; Chordata; Actinopteri; Siluriformes; Bagridae
Gene: gpat3
Product: glycerol-3-phosphate acyltransferase 3
Exons: 13
Coding region: 269-1594 (441 amino acids)
Biological process (GO): triglyceride biosynthetic process
Cellular component (GO): endoplasmic reticulum
Molecular function (GO): glycerol-3-phosphate O-acyltransferase activity
Source: RefSeq, a predicted model, not a curated record